GCCCUGUUUGCAAAUGUCUGCAGCGCUCGGUUGCAGGAUUUGUGCCCGAGAAUCGGGAUUUCUCAGUAGCUAAGUCGUUUUUUUCGUACUGACGUGUACGUGUGUGCAUCGGGAUGUCUGUGAUGGACUGGUACGCGCACAAAUCGCUCGACAACGGCGUGUUUUGGAUCCAAGAGCGCUUUUACGAAUCGGGGAACAGGGCCAACAUCUGGCUCAUUCGCGGAUCUCACCAGGACGUGGUGAUAGACGCCGGCCUGGGUUUGCGGAGCCUGCCCGACUACAUCAGCUCCAAAGCCCUGCUGGGUGACGACACGAAGCGGAAGAACCCCUUACUGGCCAUCGGCACGCACGUCCACUUCGAUCACUCGGGUGGCCUGCACCAGUUUCAACAAGUGGGCGUGCACAAGGCCGAGGUCGAUGCCCUGGCCAAUGGUGACAACUUUGAGACGGUGACAUGGCUGUCAGACCGGGAGAUCGUGGAGAGCCCCUCACCUGGUUGGACGGCCAGGCAGUACCGAGUAAAGGCUGUUCAGCCCACCCACAUAUUACAGGAGGGUGAUGUCAUCAACCUCGGGGAUCGGCAGCUCAUGGUGCUCCACAUGCCGGGCCACUCCAGAGGAAGCAUCUGCCUCCAUGACAAGGACAACAAAAUGCUCUUCAGUGGCGACGUGGUCUAUGACGGCUCCAUGAUCGACUGGUUGCCUUACAGUACCAUUGGUGACUAUGUCCGCAGCUGCGAGAGACUGGUCGAGAUGGUGGACAAAGAAGAAGUGGAGCUGGUCAUGCCUGGCCACUAUAACACCUUCGGGGGCAAAAGGCUCCACCGAUUGGCCUCCAGCUACAUCUCCAAUGCAGGAACCUGCCAUAAGGUCUCGACCUGUGCAGUGAAAUCUAUAGCCAGCCUUGCACUCCGUUUCUCUAACUGUUGCGGUGUCUGUUAGAAGCCGUUGAAGACUUUAUGCAACAAUUUAUACUUAAAGAUAAAGGUCCCAAAAAGGAUUCUUUGGAGCGAUACCAUAUAGGAACCGCUCUUGGUUGCCUAAAGAACCCUUUAUGGUACCUAUAUAUUUAAGAGUAUAUACACAACAAUACAAAAAACUCGCCUCAAUACUGAACAAUGCUUACUGAAAUAUUCUGAGCCCUUAACAAGUGUGAGAUGGUGAUAUGAAGUCAAAAAAAGAUUUUUGUUCUUGCUGUGUACUCAGCUUACUGGGAUUAAGCAUGAAAAGUUGAAUACUGGGGCCUGAAUUUUGCAAUGUUUGCAAUAGGGCCUUAUAGCACUUUUUGAUCCAGUCCAUUACACUGUAGCUGAGAACGAGGACAAAUUCAUGUAAAAUAAUGCCAACAGUAGCAUUUAGUAGUGUAUUCUAUUCCUUCAGUAACUACAUCUGAAUAACUGAAAUCUAACUUUUAUCAUAGGAAGGCACACGGCAUUGAACAAACUGUAUUGAAGCUUUAAUGCAGAGCACUCAGUAGCCAGUAAUUUUCUUCGUAGGUACACUGCUAUACUAAUUGAGGAGUUGUAGGAAAUGACAGAAAAAGUUUGAAUUAGCCAAAUUAUUCUCUCAAUUUCUAUACAAUGCAAUUGGUAUUUGUUGAGGAAUACCUGACGGGAACUGAAAAUGGGCUAGCAGUGCUUCUUAUAAGAGGCAAAAAUUGACAUUUAGUUUUAGCUUUUCAUCUUUAACCCAGAUGCUUGAGUAUGCAGCAGUUUUACAGCCAGAAAACCCAUAAAGGGCACAUGUUCAGGCUACACUACUGCACUCCGUAUGAAUAGUACAGUAUAUGUUAUGGGAAUUGUUUCAUAUAGAGAGUGAUAAUUCAUCAGGUUUUGGAAGUGCUCAAAUAUUGUGCAGGUGUUUGUGGAUGUUUAGUAGAUUACUUUGGAAGAUUAAGUGUGGGUUUAUGUGUGCAGUGAUGGGUGUAAAGAAGUAGAUGUACUUAGCAUUAAUAUCUUUAUACUUACCAAAAUGAAUGUAUUUUGUGUUAUAAGUAAGAUUUCUCCAGGAUUGCUGGAGAUGAAUGCGGUUGAGGGCUGAAAGGAAUGAAGUAGUUAAUAGCAUGAUGCUAAAUGUUGCUAACAGCAACUAGCCAAAAGUUAGCAUUGUGUAAAUAACAUCAUGCUGGUUGGUGACUACUAGCUUCCAUUAAUUAUUAGCAAAAGUAGCAUGUGUGGUUGAGUUUUCAUUGAGUAGGGUAACUUUGUCAUAAGAACGAGCACCUGGAGACACCUAGAGAAGGACAAUCUCUGAGUUUUCUUUAUACUUGUUGCUCUUUCUGAAAGCCAACAGAAGGAGAUAAAUCUCCAUAAUUAGCAGACAUUAUCUGAAAUAAGAGACAGGGUGAAGUUUUUAACAAGAUCAAAAAAAAUUAGCAGCUGCAACAACCACUGUUGUUCAUUUUGAGUGCCAAAGCUAACAUGGCAUGCUUCACCUAUGGUAAAGGAUAAACCUCUGAAUUGUGGUCGGUGGUGAAAAGCAUGAAUAGCCACAGCAUUUACAGACAAAUUAGAACUUAGAAAUUAGCGCGAUUUUUAUUAUUUAUUUUUUUCUUUUUAGCUCCCUUUGAUUUGUACUAUAAAGCUGCUAUUGGUUAAUGUGAGGUCCAAAAGUCUGAGAUCAUAAGUAGCAACCCUACUGUGAUAUAACAGUAAUAAAGCAUUUAAAAUGAUAUUAUUUCAAAAGGCAGAUGGCAUAUCAAAUUCGCAUUCCAUCCACUGAUUGGUGCUGCUAGAAAGAGGGGAAAAAUCACAGCCUGGAAAAACCUUAGAAAAAAGGGGAGUUGCUCGGUGACAGCUACAUGCUACACACCCCACAGAACAGACGUUUGGCUUUCAUUCCCAUGUCAGUCACUUGACCUUGCACUCUCAGAUAUCCUCUAAACGGAAGUCAUUUUAGCAUCAGUUAGCUGCGACCCAGUCUGUGCUGUGGUGUGGCACGUUUAGCCAGCUAGCUAAGCUCUUGUUAGCUUAGCCAAAAUGAUACAGUCCCCAAAACCACAAAACAGUCUCACUUUCAGAUUUCUCUCUCUCCAACGCCAGUCACUUGACUUCUUUUUUCUUUUGAAAAAGCACAGGAAGAGAUGGUGAAAUCGUUCUUCAGAUUGAUGGAGAAUGUGUUGUCGUUGGUUCUGUAUAG
Molecule: messenger RNA, 3137 nt
Organism: Pygocentrus nattereri (red-bellied piranha)
Lineage: Eukaryota; Metazoa; Chordata; Actinopteri; Characiformes; Serrasalmidae
Gene: mblac2
Product: metallo-beta-lactamase domain containing 2
Exons: 2
Coding region: 114-941 (275 amino acids)
Source: RefSeq, a predicted model, not a curated record